AUGGAAGACCUCGACUUUAGCUUCAUCCUCGACGAUGAGUUUGACGCAGUGGCCAUAGCCAAGAGGGAGGACUGGGAGGUCUGGAAGACGCGAAAGUAUCCGGCCAAGGAGCAUGCGCGCAAGGUCGCCCAGAAGCUCGGUGUGUCGGAUGGCAUCAUCUACUUGCCUGGCCAUCCGGAGCAGAACUACGAGGACUCGGACCAAGGGCCGCCAUUGAGACAGCGCCGAUACUUCUACUACCUGAGCGGCGCCAACUUCCACGACUGCUUCGUCACCUACGAGAUUCGCACGGAUGUCCUCAUUCUCUGGAUCCCCUAUGUCGAGCCGCGCCAGGUGCUCUGGUUUGGCUCGACGCCCGACACCGCCAAGGCCAAGCAGCUGUACGAUGUCGACGAGGUGCGGUAUUCGAGCCAGCUGCACAAGUUCUUCGAGUCGCGUCUUUCAUCGCCAACCGUGCUGUACGUGCUGCACGAGGACCAGGCGCCCGCCGUGGCCAAGGGGACCAAGGUCAAGAUCAACAGCUGGAUGCUGCAGCCCGCCAUGGACCGCGCUCGCUGCAUCAAGGACGAGUACGAAAUCGCCAUGAUCCGUCGCGCCAACGAUGUAUCCAGCGCGGGGCAUCGCAAAGUCGCAGAGAUGCUGCUCCGUCUCACCAACGAGCGCGAGAUUGAGUCCAUCUUCCAAGCCGUGUGCACUGCGCGCGGUGCCCGAUCGCAGGCAUACGACAUCAUUGCGGGCUCGGGCGUCAAUGCUUCGACGCUGCACUACGACGACAACAACCAACCCCUGGAAGGCAAGGAGCUCGUCGUUCUUGAUGCGGGAUGCGAGUGGCAAUGCUACGCUAGCGACGUAACGCGCACGCUGCCCAUCAAGGGGCGCUUUUCUACCAAGGGCGCGGCCAUCUACAACCUCGUCCAGACGAUGCAGGAGGAGUGCAUCAGCAAAGUCAAGCCCGGCGUCCAGUUCUACCAGCUGCACCUCCACGCCGCAGCCGUCGCCGUCGUCGGCCUCCUCAAGCUGGGCAUUCUCAAGGGCGACAUUGGCGAGGUUACCAAGGCCGGCACCGUCACCGCAUUCUUCCCACACGGGCUCGGCCACCACGUCGGCCUGGAAGUGCAUGAUGUUCCGGGCAGUCUUCCGCUGAUGACGCUCCUUAACUUGGGCCUCGAUGGCGGGAAGCGGCAGAUGAUUAAUGCGGAGGCGCUGGCCAAGAUGAGCGCCGCGAUGCGCCUUGGCGAUGGUGAGACGGCGACUGCGCGCGCCAAGGCAUUGAAGGAGAGGCAGGUGCUCGAGCCCAACAUGAUUGUCACCGUCGAGCCGGGCAUCUAUUUCUGCCGCGAGUAUAUUGAGGGUUACUAUCUCACCAACCCAGAUCACGCCAAGUUCAUCAACAAGGACGUCCUCGAGGGAUACUAUACUGUAGGAGGCGUGCGCAUCGAAGACGAUAUUCUCGUUGUCGAGGACGGCUACGAGAACUUGACGGCUGCUCCCAAAGGUCAAGAAUUGGUUGACGUUAUCAACGGCAAGAAAGGGCGUCAGUGA
Molecule: messenger RNA, 1542 nt
Organism: Trichoderma aggressivum f. europaeum
Lineage: Eukaryota; Fungi; Ascomycota; Sordariomycetes; Hypocreales; Hypocreaceae
Exons: 5
Coding region: 1-1542 (513 amino acids)
Biological process (GO): proteolysis
Molecular function (GO): manganese ion binding; metalloaminopeptidase activity
Source: RefSeq, a predicted model, not a curated record